GUCCCCUUGACGUGGAGUAGUUCCGUAAAAAGAGGAUGGAGGAGUAGCGUGUUGUUGUAUGCUAUCCUAGUAAUUCUUAUAUCCAAAAGGGAUUUAGCAUCCACUCCCGGGCGAGGAUUGGGUUCACGGGGGUUGACGGACAACAGUCUUUCGUAGACUGACCCCUUUCUGUUCCCCCGUCUCACUCCACCACCAGCGUCAUGAUUAAAGCCAUUCUAAUAUUCAACAACCAUGGGAAACCAAGGCUUUCUAAAUUCUACGAGCAUUAUAGCGAAGACACGGAGCAGCAGAUCAUUAGGGAAACCUUCCAUCUGGUGUCCAAACGAGACGAGAACGUCUGUAACUUCCUGGAAGGAGGCAUGUUGAUUGGCGGGUCUGAAAACAAACUUAUCUACAGACACUACGCCACACUUUACUUUGUGUUUUGUGUGGACUCCUCGGAGAGUGAACUUGGAAUUUUAGACCUAAUCCAGGUGUUUGUGGAAACUCUGGACAAAUGCUUUGAGAACGUCUGUGAGCUGGAUUUAAUUUUCCAUGUAGACAAGGUCCACAACAUUCUGGCAGAGAUGGUGAUGGGUGGCAUGGUUCUGGAGACCAACAUGAACGAGAUCAUCAUGCAGGUGGACGCCCAGAACAAGAUGGAGAAAUCGGAGUUCUUUCCAUUCUUUUCUCUCUUUGCAGACGUUUAUCUUUCAGUCUACCAGGCAGGACAGGUAGACACAGCCUUGGAUACCCUCUCCAUCCAGUGACCUGGCCAGUUACGGGGUAACGUAACCAAAGGUAUCUAAGCAACCUAACACGUGGGAAAUAUCCACCAGGACGACAAGUUCUGGCUCAGCAUUCCACCAAAUCUACGUUGCACUACUCUCUCUGUCUUGCAUUACUCCUGCAGGCAGCAGAUGUAGCACACAGACAUGAAUAGAUCAGCAUGCAUAAAGACAUUAAGGGUUUGUGUAUUUCCGAGUAGGUCACCUGGUUGAAAGACCAUUUUCUAAGGAUAAAGUGACAUUUGUGGGUCUGCUGACUAAAGAUUAGACUAGUCUGGGAUCUCUAACUGCAGUGAUUCUCAAAUGUUCUGAACACAUUUUGCCAAAAUAUAAAAAAAACUGUUUAAACAGUUGUUUGUAAAAAUACCAUUAGCUGUAUUUGCUGUACUCUGGAAAAAAUUGCUUUGAGAUUCACUGUCUUGGAGAGUUGAAAAUAGAUCCCUUAGUCUUUUCCCUUGUUAGGCUUACAAUGUUCUCAUGCCAAGUUAACACCAUGCACUAAAGUGUUCCUUAAUUAUAUUUUUUAUAACAAUAUCCUAACCUGUUUUACAUUUUAGAAAUGGCGUCCGAGACGCCAACUAAAGCAGCCAUAAAAAGCAAUUCCACUGUAUCUAUAUAUAUAUAUAUAUAUUCCUUUUUUAAGUUCCCUUUGAAGUAAACCAUUUAACCUCACUAUGACAUUACAUCGCAUUUGUGAAGCACAUUAACCUGUAAAAUAACCUCCAUAACAUCCAUUAUUAUGUUCACACUUGUUAAACACAUCUCUAUGCAUAUCUAUCUAAAAGCCUCAUUUUCAUUUCUUCAUAUCCAAUUUCAUUUAUUCCCUGUACUGCUUUACCAAAAUUCUCUUUGCAUUUUGUACCCUCACCGGUCUUCUACAGCCUGAGGGGCCACAAGUUGCGAGCAAUGCUGCCCAUGCUUAUUGAUACAUGUCAAAUACAGCUGAGUGAUCCAAACCCAAACGAAUGACCUACUUAUCUUCUCUCACAGUCGACUUCAUAGUGGUUUUCCGGUUCGUGAUGUAAACCAUCCAAGAACCGUAUAGUGCAUGUGCAUAUGAGGCUACGUACGACAUCUGAAUGUACAUUUUGCACAUGUUUGUUUUUUGUUUUUUUUACUUGUCAGUGCUUUUUGCAUUUUGUCUGUUGUUUAUCGUUGUUAGUAUUAUAUGUUGAGUAUUGCAUCAUGUGUGUGUGUGUGUGAGUGUGUGAGUGUGUGAGUGUGUGAGUGUGUGAGUGUGUGAGUGAGUGAGUGAGUGAGUGAGUGAGUGAGUGAGUGAGUGAGUGAGUGAGUGAGUGAGUGAGUGAGUGAGUGAGUGAGUGAGUGAGUGAGUGUGUGUGUGUGUGUGUGUGUGUGUGUGUGUUUGGAUUGUCAUGUGUUAACAGUGUUGUGGAGUCGUGCACAUCAUGUCUGAUUCCGAGGUGUUUCUUAGUGAUCCUGCCUGUCUCUUUUCUCCGUGUGA
Messenger RNA from Gadus macrocephalus (Pacific cod), 2229 nucleotides. RefSeq names its product adaptor related protein complex 3 subunit sigma 1 (gene ap3s1). Lineage: Eukaryota; Metazoa; Chordata; Actinopteri; Gadiformes; Gadidae. The transcript is spliced from 7 exons. Gene Ontology annotation, cellular component: intracellular membrane-bounded organelle; membrane coat; AP-3 adaptor complex. Bases 201 to 749 code for a protein of 182 amino acids. Gene Ontology annotation, biological process: intracellular protein transport; Golgi to vacuole transport. The record is from RefSeq and is a predicted model, not a curated record.